Messenger RNA from Adelges cooleyi (spruce gall adelgid), 604 nucleotides. RefSeq lists its product as uncharacterized. The transcript is spliced from 9 exons. The record is from RefSeq and is a predicted model, not a curated record. NCBI's taxonomy places the organism in Eukaryota, Metazoa, Arthropoda, Insecta, Hemiptera, Adelgidae. The coding region runs from base 61 to 363 and encodes 100 amino acids.
UGUUGCUCUAGUAAAGUAUUCUACAUUCUUGGUGUUUAGUAAUAUUAACUACUUGAAAAAAUGAAUUUGAAAAGUAUAAUUUUUAUUGUAGCCACCAUAUUUUUUAUAAUGAUGUCGGGUGUUACAGCUCCAGCUCCAAUAGCUCCUGACACGAAGGACCAUGUUCCCCCUCUUAUUGAUGUUGGAAACACUCUACCCACUGUUCUAAAUCCAGUUGCACCCCAUGUCCCUGAAACUCCUGACACGAAGGACCAUGUUCCCCCUCUUGUUGAUGUUGGAAACACUUUACCCACUAUUCCAAAUCCAGUUGCGCCCCUUGUCCCUGAAACUCUUGACACGAAGGACCAUGUUCCCCCUAAAUAACGGUAGUUCAAUUUACCAACAAAGCUGCAGUAUCCAAGAUCAGUUUCACAUUUUGAAAAUACAUAUGCUUAUUAAUACAUUUUUUUUGUAAAAUCAUCAUCUUUAUUUAUCAUAAUUAUUAUGUUUCAACCUUUAGAUUUUUCAAAUAACAAUGUAUUCUAAAAACAUAUUCUGUUUUCUAUCAUAUAAAUUAUAUCAUGUCUUAUACCAUAUAUUAAUAAAAACAAUAUUCGUCGAAUAA